Phoenix dactylifera (date palm) is the source of this 2558-nucleotide messenger RNA. Its product is annotated as putative inactive receptor kinase At5g67200. Gene Ontology annotation, molecular function: ATP binding; protein kinase activity; protein binding. The record is from RefSeq and is a predicted model, not a curated record. NCBI's taxonomy places the organism in Eukaryota, Viridiplantae, Streptophyta, Magnoliopsida, Arecales, Arecaceae. Gene Ontology annotation, biological process: protein phosphorylation.
GUGACGACGCGACGCUCUCUGAGACAGCUGCUGCCCGUCCACGCUCUUCUUUGUUCGCUUAUGCCCGCCCCGAUGCCUCACUGUUCCCUCUCACCCACUUCCUUCCAGGCCGGGCAAAACAGAGGGGGAGGGAGGGAGAGAGGAGCGGAAAUUUAAGGUAUAAAAAAAAAAAAAAAACCAGCAAGGCCUAUCGAGCCUUCAGCUUCUGCUGCUGCCUCCCCAGCAAUGCCGAAGCCUGGGAACGGCAAGAAGCUCCCUCUCCUUCUGCUAUUGUUCUUGCUACUGCUUUCGCCGUCAUUCCUCUCCUAUAAUCAUGAUAAUAAUGCUUGGGGGGCAUUCGGCAUCCCAUCGCCGCCGCUGUCGGACGCGGAAGGUCUGCUUGCCUUCAAGGCCAAGGCCGACCCUGGCAACCGCCUCCCUUUCUUCGCCGACCCCGCCAACCGCUCCGCCGACCCCUGCCGCUGGGCCGGUGUCCGGUGCUCCGCCAAGGGGAGGGUGAUCCGGCUGGUCCUCGAGGGCUACGGCCUAAACGGCACCUUCGCCGAACGCACCCUGCCCCAGCUCGACCAGCUCCGUAUCCUCAGCCUCAAGGCCAACUCCCUCGCCGGCCCCAUCCCGGAUCUCUCCGGGCUCGUCAACCUCAAGGCCCUCUUCCUCGACCACAACCUCUUCGCCGGUUCCUUCCCCGCGUCUCUUCUCUCCCUCCACCGGCUCCGGACCCUCGACCUUUCCCACAACAACCUCUCCGGGCCCAUCCCGCCGGCGCUCGCCUCCCUUGACCGGCUCUAUUCCCUCCACCUCGAGUGGAACCGGUUCAACGGCUCCGUGCCACCCCUCAACCAGAGCUCCCUCAAGGCCCUCAACGUCUCCAGCAACGACCUCUCCGGCGCCGUGCCCGUCACCGCGGCCCUUUCCACGUUCGAUGCGUCUGCCUUCGCCGGGAACCCCGGGCUCUGCGGCGAGGUCGUUCGCAAGGAAUGCGGCUCUCAUUUCCAGUUCUUUCAUGGCGGCGGCGGCCCAUCGGUCGCCCCGUCCCCAGCUGCCGCUGCCGGGCUGGGAGGGCAGCACGCAGGGUUUCUCCUUCCGGGCUCGGAGUCGUCAUCUCGGAAGAUGCACAAGAGGGCUGUCGUUGUGAUCGAGUUCUUGGCCGGUGCCUUUCUCGUAAUCGGAGCGGUGGGCGUUUCACUAGCACUGAAGCAGCAGCAGCAGAAGAAGAAGAAGAAGAAGGAGAGGAUGAAGCAGGGGAAGAUGCUGACACCAGAAAAGAAUGCGUCAGGUACUGCCGUCGCCGAUGCUCUGGAGAUGGAUGUGGAAGGUAACGCCGAGGAGAUGGAGUGCAGGGCCAAUGAGCUGGUGGCGGCGGCGGCGAUGUCGGAGGAGAAAGUGAAGAAGCUGGGGAAGAGCGGGUGCCUGGUGUUCUGCGCCGGGGAGGCGCAGGUCUACACUCUGGAGCAGCUGAUGCGGGCAUCUGCCGAGAUGUUGGGGAGGGGGAGCGUUGGGACCACCUACAAAGCAGUGCUGGAUAACCGGUUAAUUGUGAGCGUGAAGCGGCUGGAUGCAUCCAAGAUGGGGAUGACGGGGAAGGAGGCGUUCGAGCGGCACAUGGAUGCGGUGGGCAGGCUGCGCCACCCCAACUUGGUACCGCUGCGGGCGUAUUUCCAGGCCAAGGAGGAGAGGCUGCUCGUCUAUGACUACCAGCCCAAUGGCAGUCUCUACUCUCUAAUCCAUGGUUCAAGAUCAACGCGCGCCAAACCCCUUCAUUGGACCUCGUGCUUGAAGAUAGCAGAAGAUGUUGCGCAGGGACUUGCAUACGUCCAUCAAGCUUCACGUCUGGUUCAUGGCAAUGUCAAGUCCUCCAACGUGCUCCUUGGUUCAGACUUUGAGGCCUUGGCAGACAACUGCCUCUCAUUUCUUGUGGAGCCAUCAGAUGGUGAGGAUGACUCGGGGUACAGAGCACCUGAAACCCGGAAAUCCAAUCGAAGGCUGACACCAAGGUCGGACAUCUAUGCUUUUGGUGUGCUGCUGCUGGAGCUUCUGACUGGGAAACUUCCAUUGCAGCACACGGUCCUAAUUGCAACAGAUCUGCCUGUUUGGGUCCGAUCAGUGAGGGAAGAUGAAGGUACUGACGAUGAACGGCUUAUGAUGAUCAUUGACAUCGCAGCUGCCUGUGUUCGGUCUUCACCGGAGAGUCGACCAACAACAUGGCAGGUUCUAAAGAUGAUUCAGGAAGUGAAGGAAGCAGACACUGGCGAUAACGACAGUGACUCGACCUGCAUUUCCUAAAUCUAGAAUAGCUGGAUCCAUAUCUAAUGGACCACCUCAGUUGUGGUUACUCUUGUUACUCCAAGGGAAAUAAGCAAGUCCGUAGUGUUGGUGUGUAAGGCCAUAGCAAAAAUUAUUUCGGAAUUGGGUUAUUUGGUUUUUGCCUCUGUUUAUUUAGCUGUUGUGCUCAAAGCUUUGAAUGUAAUGGUAAUACUUGUCGAGGUGAUUGCUCAGAUGCAGUAACAAAUCUAAAUCUGUAGCUAACUUGUCAUAUAACUACUUUCAAUUACGUGGCA